AUGUUUAUUUUACUUUUUGUCUUAUUCAAUAUCACUCUUGGAUUCACUGUCUUCCCUCUUUCCCUCACUCCUUUUGUCUUUCCUCCUCUAAAUCUCUUUCUUUCCCUAUAUUUCUUUCAUUUAUUUACUCUCUCCCUUUCUCUCCACUUUUAUCUUCUAUUCAUGAUCUCUCUUUUAAUCACUGUCUUCUCUCUCUUUCUUUCUCCUUUUUCACUGUUUUCACUUUCUUCUUUUUUUAAAUUUCCAUCUCUUUCUCUAUAUCUCUUUCAUCUUUUAUUUAAUCUCUCUCUUUCUCCUUCUUUUUGUAUUUCAUUCUCUAUAUCUCUUUCUCUUCUUAUCCCUUCACUCUCUCUCUCCAUCACUCUCUCUCUCUCUCUCUUUAUUUUAUUCUUUUCAGCAUCUUAUCAAUACGUCUUGUACUCCUUUUACCUUUCUUCCUCGACACACACAACUAAACCUUUUCAGAUCUUCUUCCACGUCGCAAAUCGAUUUUCCUCAUAUCGAUCCGCACACCUAGGCAAAGGUCUAUUCGAAAUCUCCAACUCCCAGAGCAAGGCAAGCUUUUCAGAUUAUUGCCUCUCAUUCCAUCUCUUUCUCUCUCUUCGUCUUGCACUCUGUCCUUCUCUCUCUCUCUCUCUCUCUCUCUCUCUCUCUCUCACUCACUCAUUAUGUCUCUCUUUCUGUCUCUUUCUCUGCCUCCCUAACUUUCUCUUUCACUCUCUAUUUAUGUCCUUUUCUCUUUCACCCUAUUCUUCUAUCUUGUUCUCUGUCUUCUUCCCUCACUCUCCGUGUCCUUCUCUAACUCUCUGGUCCUGUCUGUCUGUCUCUUUCUAUCUCUGA
This is a messenger RNA of Acanthosepion pharaonis, 840 nucleotides long. NCBI's taxonomy places the organism in Eukaryota, Metazoa, Mollusca, Cephalopoda, Sepiida, Sepiidae. The record is from the annotation of a GenBank genome assembly.